AUGGAUUCUGUGCGGCAGGCAGUCAACCGGACGGCGCUGGGCCUGGCGGAGUACAUUACGCCAGUGCUGCGACAGUCCAAGUUUCGCGAGACUGGUGUAAUCACCCCAGAAGAAUUUGUUGUGGCUGGUGACUUCCUGGUGCACCACUGCCCCACCUGGCAGUGGUGUGCCGGCGAGCCUGCGCGUGCGCGCUCCUAUCUACCUCCAGCCAAACAGUACCUCGUCACUAAGGGUGUC
Messenger RNA from Dibothriocephalus latus, 237 nucleotides. Lineage: Eukaryota; Metazoa; Platyhelminthes; Cestoda; Diphyllobothriidea; Diphyllobothriidae. The record is from the annotation of a GenBank genome assembly.